AUGGAAGCGGAUGUGAGGUUUCCGUGGAGACAACCCAGCCUGCGGAAGGCGGCGGCGGUGGUAGCAGUAGCACCACCUAAGGACAGAGUUUGGCCCUUCGCCUCGGCAGCGGGGGGCGGCGUCCCGGAGACUGCAGGCACUGAGCAAGCCUUGGUGAGGCCUCGAGGCCGAGGGGUGCCCCCCUUCGUAUUCACGCGCCGCGGCUCCAUGUUCUAUGACGAGGAUGGGGAUCUGGCUCAUGAGUUCUAUGAGGAGACAAUCGUCACCAAGAACGGCCAGAAGCGGGCCAAGCUGAGGCGGGUGUAUAAGAAUCUGAUUCCUCAGGGCAUCGUGAAGCUGGAUCCCCCCCGCAUCCACGUGGAUUUCCCUGUGAUCCUCUAUGAGGUGUGAGCCUGGUGGGUGACAGACACAAGCACCCCCUCUGACCCAGCGAGAAACUUCCAGUCUCAAGGUGUGGCUUCCAUUGAGAAACUCAGGCUGGGGCCACAACCCUGAAUAAACUGUUGGCCCAGAACCUUCAGCUGUGAGCAGGGCAGUCCUCAUAUAAAUUGGGUUUUGGUUUGUGUGUGGACAAGAGAUGGUUGGUGGCUGGCAAAGGCUAAUGGCAGAGUUACCAGCACAGCUUUCCCAGCCACCCCGGCAAGGAGCAUGGCAGGGCAUAUGCCAGUCAGAAAUGUGUGGUUCUGGUUUCCUUGCCUGGCCUGCUUUCUUCCAAGCUUGCCUAGGGCCCAGCCCUACUAGAAGCUACAGCACUUUACAUGCAAAGUCUGCCUUCUUCCAGCCCCUGGGCUUUGGGAGCUCUACACAAGUGGGAACUUCCUUUCCCUCACUUCCUUUUCCCCCUAGUCAGAGCAUUUCAGCCGUUUGCUACCUCGAUUCUUCCUGUACUAGACAGAGGCUGGGGACAGCACCAGCCUGAUUCUUCCCACCUACCUGCCAUUUGUUCCCACUUUCAGAGGGACAGUUUGCUGGUUGUUAACAAAAAUGAGGACUGGAACGGGUAGCUUCUCUCUUUCCCAGGGCUCGGCUAAUUGCUCCCCAGUGCAACUAGUUAUUGCCAUCUCCUCAGUUAAGAGGUACAGGCCAGAGUCAGAACAGUCUGUGGAUGUCUGUGCCUAUGGGGAGUUACCCCAAGACUAUUCUAACCCCCCCAUUUGCCUUUGCACCAGCCAUUCCCCCUACCACCUAGUCGGGAGGGUCCACUACCCUGUGAUGAACAACAUACUAGGGUUGGUACCAGUAGUGCUAUGAGGAGCCCACCACUCUUACCCCACAGUAUCCUCACCCCUUCUGGGUCAAUCAAGGGAAAGUACCAGGGCCCCUAGAUAGGGACAGAAAGGAGGGUAAAAAAUAUAAAAGGAAUACUGUACUUAAAAUGUGAAGAUUUGUAAAUAGUCUAGUCCAUGAUGAUGUUGGGGCAGAGCCUGAUUUCUACAUAGAAAUGACUUUUUUGUUGUUCUUUUCCUUAUCGUGCAAAGCUCUGUGCUCCUAGCGUGGGACAUGGCUUGGGGGUGGUGCUCCCCAGCAUAGGAAGAUUGUUGUGUUAUUUGUUCGAUUUCAAUAAAAUUAUUUGUAGAUCCUGUA
Molecule: messenger RNA, 1584 nt
Organism: Fukomys damarensis (Damara mole-rat)
Lineage: Eukaryota; Metazoa; Chordata; Mammalia; Rodentia; Bathyergidae
Gene: Tusc2
Product: tumor suppressor 2, mitochondrial calcium regulator
Exons: 4
Coding region: 1-390 (129 amino acids)
Biological process (GO): inflammatory response; regulation of mitochondrial membrane potential
Cellular component (GO): mitochondrion
Source: RefSeq, a predicted model, not a curated record